Messenger RNA from Menidia menidia (Atlantic silverside), 3407 nucleotides. NCBI's taxonomy places the organism in Eukaryota, Metazoa, Chordata, Actinopteri, Atheriniformes, Atherinopsidae. The record is from the annotation of a GenBank genome assembly.
AAAACCACACCAAAAGGUUCUCCACAACAUAAAACUAGGCCUAAAGCAGAUACUGCCUAAGAGGGCCAGCAAAGCAAGAAUACCCCAAAAAAUUCCAUCCAUCUAAGAAUGUGCAAUACGAUGGAAGGAAAGAGAAAAGGUGACGAUACAUUUGUGGGUAUAACGUCCCAAUCAAAGCUAAUAAACAGAUCUCACAUCAGAUUGGACACAUAACUGCUCAGACCGGGUGUGGUUGGGCCUGUUUACCCCAAUUUCAGCCUAUCGGCCGUCCGUUUCUUUGACUGCCAUAUCCCAAUACCUACUGACAGAUUCGCUACUGUAAAACCUCUCACCGUUAGCGUGUUAUCUAAAGAAAUUCUAAGCAGUUGAGUGAAGACGGGAUUGUUGGAAGGUGGCUGUUUUUAUUUAAGCACCGGCACGUGGCUAACAGGAUGUUUCAGCCUCGUUCCACAUACAAAAUAUCCCGUCUCUCAGCCACUGCAUGAAACGCUCCCAUUUUCCUCUAAGUGCAGUGUAGGAAAUCAGUAUUCUUCUCGCGUACAUCAAAAGCAUCAUUCAUUACUGCAACUUAGUGCUGCAGGCUUGAUAAACAUCUACCUAUUCUACUGAGACCCGCUGAAACCUGCAAAAAGAAUGGGUCUUUCGGAGCAAAGUCGGCUAAUUAACAGGAAUGUUAUGCACAAAAAAAAAGGACUUUUCAACCCCUCGGAGAAACAAAGAGUGAAAGGCUUUAAUUCGUAGCUGGAGAUUUAACAGAUGGUUUCUUAUAAAGGAUGUGGCAGGUUCAAAGAAUGACAAAGGGGAGAGGGUGUGUUGGGAGCAUGAAUAUUUGAUUUAAUCUGAGCUCCUACAGAGUAUUAAUUUAUUACUCUCUGUGUUUCUAUUUAUGCGCACAUGACUGGGCCGGCUUAAUGUUCCUGCAGAGGACUCGGCCCACAUCUUUUCCAUUUUGAUUUAGGGUUAACGUAAAGUAUUGCGAAUAAUGGGUCUGAUUCACAGAUUGUGCUCAGGCCGCAUCGUGUCCUAUGAAAGUCAAACCCCGGGGGGAGGAGUUAUUAGCUCUGAAAAGGGGGAGAGAAAAAGAGGAGGAAGAUAAUUAGAUGCUGGACAUAAAGUAAAUGAGCAGUUCUACAUCUUGAUACUCGUGUAGAUGAUAGGAUAAAAAUCCUCAAUCGUAUUAGGAGUUUACUGUGUGCAAAGUGCAUUCAUGGAACUAUGCAAACAUCUGUGUUGGUUUGGCAGCGUCAAACUGGAACCUUCCCCAUAUCCGCGGGUCAGGCUGACACGGGUCACCAUAGCACGACGCCUGCCUUCUCACCUUUGUUUGCAGUGCAGCGGCCCCGUGAUAACAGACUGACAUUCAAAUGCAAUCUACCUGGGAGGGAAGAUGGAAAAAGAAGAGCGGAACGUCUAGCCCAUCAGCAAAAGAAGAGUGCAAAAACAGAAAUUGGUGGAGGGAAAAAGGAGAAAAAAGGCCUCAAAAGGAAAGAGAUCAUGGUGAAGCGGAACCUGGGUCACUCCACUCGCUCCAUCUGCCUUGGCCUGGCCUGUUUAUCCCUCUCUCUCCAUCUCCUCCUGGCAAUAUUCUGCCUCGCAGCCCUCCAAACCACCUGUGUCCCUCCCACCCCCUCCUCCUCAGCCUCCUCCCCCGUUCCAAGAACAGAUACUCUGCAUCAUCGUUCCGUCUCGCACUCCUCCUCUUCAUCUGCUGCCUCUUCCUCCCAAAAGCUGCCAACCGUCCCUCAGACUGAAGAACGCAAAGCGGCUCCCAGCGUCUUCGACCGUAAAGAGCUCGGCUCCUUCAGUGAUGCCGCUCGAGCUGGAGAGCCGAAGCUAACGGGUCCCUCCAAGCUGGAGGAGCUGUUCAAACAUCCGCUCUACAACCUGCCACGCCCAGAGCUGCAGCAAGAUGAUUGGCUGCUGAGGGUGAAGACAGAGGAAGAUGUAAAGGUUAGAGAGAGUCAGGAGGAGGAGAGGGAGGACUCCAACCCUAAUGACAGUGAAUGUUCGCUGCAUUACCUCUAUGUACCUUCCUGUAGGCAAAGCGCCAGUCGGGAAGAGGGCUACGACAAAGUCGCUUGGACAACCAAUGAGGAGACCCACCCUCCCUGGCUGCGUUUCCACCUGGGCAUCUCUCGCUGGGCACUAUAUGACAGGAAAGAUCCCACCCUGACCCAGCUGACUCAUUAUUUGGCAACCCAGCGGAUCCUCGGAGCUGUUCAGAAGGGAGGAGGCACCCAGCUGAAACUGCUUUUAUCAUUCCCAAAUUAUGGACAAGCUCUGCUAAAACCCAUGAGGCAAGCCAGAGACGCUGAGACGGACGUAAACCUCUUUUACUUCUCAGACUUUGAGAGGCACAACGCGGAGAUUGCGGCCUUCCACCUGGACAGAUUGUUGGGCUUCAACAGGAUCCCUCCUGUGGUGGGCCGAAUUAUCAACGUCACCACGGAGAUCAGGGAGGUUACCACCGACCACAGGCUGUCCAGGACCUUCUUCACCUCUCCCGCCGGGAACGUGUGUUUCUACGGCCAGUGUGAAUACUACUGUUCCACCGAGAACCCGGUGUGCGGGCGCCCCCACGAGCUGGAGGUUUCUCUGGCCACCAUGCUGCCAGACCUCUCCCUGGCCCCUCGCAGGUCCUGGAGAUCACCAUGGAGACGUUCAUACAGCCGCACCAAGCUGGCACAGUGGGAGAAGGACCCGGGUUACUGUGACACGGUCAAACAGACGCCUCCUUACAACCGUGGCACCAGACUGGUGGACGUCAUAGACAUGGCCGUGCUGGACUUCCUCAUGGGUAAUAUGGACCGACACCACUACGAGACGUUUGAGACAUUUGGAAAUGAGACUUUUCUGCUGCACCUGGACAAUGGACGGGCCUUUGCGCGUCACUCCCGGGAUGAGCUGUCCAUUCUAGCACCGUUGGCUCAGUGUUGCAGGAUCCGUCGCUCCACCCUCCUCCGCCUGCGUCUCCUGGCCCUCCCUGAGUUCCGCCUGAGUGAGGUCAUGCGGGAAUCGCUGGCUCAGGACCCUCUGGCCCGCGUAGCCCCGCUCCUCUCUGACCCGCAGCUGGCUGCUCUGGACCGCCGGCUCACCGCUGUCCUGCGAGUGGUGCAGGAAUGCCGAGAAAAGCACAACAACGUGGUUUACAACGACUUGGAGAGCUCUGACCAGCACUAUGACCGGCAUCCUGACUGAGGAACGAGCAGCAAAAUUAAUGAUAGAUUUUGGAACUAUUUCAGACUUCGUCAAAUUUGAAUGCUCUAUCCUAAAAGCAAACCUGCAAGUUCAAAUUGCUGAGGAUCGUGAUGGAGUCAAAGCGGGCAUCACAGUUUUCUGUACUCGGCACUGCUGGAUACCAAAUCCUGUCCAACUGAACGGACAGAUACUUUAAUAAUCCCUUAAGG